AUGCACACCUCUAUUCUACUGUGCUACUUGACGCUGGUUGCCCUAGUCAAAAGCUGGCAGCCAUGGCCGGCGCACUGGCUGGACGAUCGCGCUUCUCCUUUGGAUGGCCAAACCCCUUUGUUCACAGAGCAAUGCCAAAUCAGCAACCUGACGGCCUUUGAAAUGGCCAAGGGACGCCAAAUGGUCGACAUCACCACGAAUGCAAUGGAGUCUUUCGAGGCACCCAAAGUCACCCCGCUCAACUCCACCGCCGGGGAACAGUGGGAGUUUGACGGUGUCUCCGAAGACGGGAUGCAGUCCUUUGUCUUCGGCUUCUAUCGCGAUGCCAAUUAUGCCAUUCUGGGGACAGGCAACUUCCGGCUGUCAAUCGAAUUUGCCUUUGCCGACCGCACACGUUUCUACGAGGUGUACUAUCCGUCUCGAUCCGUGGUGGAGCACUGCUCAGUGGGCACCAGGGGCCAAUGGGUGGACGAUGCUGAGGGGUACAGCUUUUCGUUCCAGGUCAACGCAGAUAUGAGUGAGGCCGUUGUAUUCCUCGAUUCUCCUACCGUCAAGGGAUCUGUGAUUAUUAAGUCCCGCUCGCGUCCGUUGACCGCAGAUGGCCAUGUUUGGCCGGCGCAGAAUGCCUCCACAGAGGGAGUCCCCUUCUAUCACUGGUCCGAACCCAUUCCGGCAGGCGACGUCGAUGUGGAGGUGGUCAUCAAGGACAAACCGUUUGUAUUUCGGGGAAUGGGUGGGCAUGAGCGAUUCUGGUCUGCUUUCAGCUGGUUUACCUGUCUCACCCAUCUAAGCGCCGUCCGGGCCAUGUUAGGCCCCUACGUCCUGACCAGCUUCAGUUUCACCUCCAACAUCAACCCAGGUGAGAUGCGACAGUCGGUCGUGCUUUUCAAAGAUGGGCUCCCAGUUUUCCGCAGUACUCUCACGGAGCCUUCAGAUGUUGACGACUACGCCUUGGUGACCAAGACCUACGGGGGCGCCAUCACCGGAACCCUGAAAGAUAAGGUGACCGGAUACCAACUUGAGCUCGUGUCCCCGGGUAAGAUGCAACACUAUACUUUCUUCGUGGAACAUGCGAAUCUGGGGUUCGAGUACAUCCUGGGGGAGGGCGUGGGAGGAAGCGGAUUCUCAGGUCAUUCUCGGGGGGGACAUGUGGGAUUGUCACAGUAUCAAGGGGUUGCGUUGACGGAAUCAUUGACGUUUCCUAAGAACUCCCCACUAUUCCGGAGUAACUACGUGGUCUGA
Molecule: messenger RNA, 1242 nt
Organism: Aspergillus viridinutans
Lineage: Eukaryota; Fungi; Ascomycota; Eurotiomycetes; Eurotiales; Aspergillaceae
Exons: 2
Coding region: 1-1242 (413 amino acids)
Source: RefSeq, a predicted model, not a curated record